Molecule: messenger RNA, 186 nt
Organism: Fomitiporia mediterranea MF3/22
Lineage: Eukaryota; Fungi; Basidiomycota; Agaricomycetes; Hymenochaetales; Hymenochaetaceae
Exons: 2
Coding region: 1-186 (61 amino acids)
Source: RefSeq, a predicted model, not a curated record
AUGCGCUCCAGCCUGCUCUCCGCUGUAGCUCUUGCCAUUACUAGUUUGUUUACUGUUGUCCGUGCGGCAGAUCCACCACCAUGGAACGUGCUCUACACAAACGACACCAAUGGAGCCUACUACUUCCUCGAUUCAUCCCAGGGCAAGAUCGUCGUCUCAUCCGCCUCCAAGCAAGUAUCCACUUAA